GAGGGUCUGUUUUGUGAGAAGUGAGUGAGAGCUUACGAGCUGUAAUGGCGAUCAUGUGUAUGGCCCCCGGGAAACUCAACUUUUUAGGGGUUUUUCCAUCUUCAUCGUCAAGGAUGAGGAGUUUCUUAUUGAAGCCAGCCCAUUGCGCCCCACUCCAGCCAGUCCAACCACAGAUUGAUGCAGGAAUCAUCUGUGAACUUUGUAAUGGUAAAGGAUGGUUGCUUUGUGAUUUUUGCAAGGGGCAAAAAAUCAAUGUGAAAUCUGAAAAAAACCGGAUCUACCGUCGAUGUCCAUCUUGCAGAGCUAUUGGAUACACCUUGUGCUCAAAGUGCAAAGUUUUCAAAUGUGUUACCUUUCCAAAUUAUAGUGAUGAUGCAGACCUAUCCUCUUGAGCUUCUAAACUCCUCUGGUUUGCUAGGAUGAUCCUAUGGUUCAGAGGUUCUACACUGUUGGUGUUGGGUUUAAUUGUUUGAACAACUUACUUUCUGUUUCUCCUCUCUGCGAUCUUCCCACUCAAGAAGGUUAUCCUUUGCUUUCAUUCGUGUCACUAAUUGGCAAAGCAAAUGAAAAGGAAUUGUUGAGUUUAAGCCUUCGUUUCUUUUUAUUGAUGUGCUUCGAGUUAACUGUCACUGAAAAGUUGUGGUUGUCAUUCUUGAUACAGAUUGUAGCAUUAAUUUUAAUUGUGGAAAUAUCUUUUAACAGCAUGGGCUGAGUCCAGGAGGGCCACGCCCUCUACCUCCCCCUUCUUCUGAGGUAAAGUAGCUCCUUUGAGA
This is a messenger RNA of Juglans regia (Persian walnut), 773 nucleotides long. RefSeq lists its product as uncharacterized. The record is from RefSeq and is a predicted model, not a curated record. NCBI's taxonomy places the organism in Eukaryota, Viridiplantae, Streptophyta, Magnoliopsida, Fagales, Juglandaceae. Bases 45 to 392 code for a protein of 115 amino acids. The transcript is spliced from 3 exons.